Messenger RNA from Phyllostomus discolor (pale spear-nosed bat), 1559 nucleotides. RefSeq names its product N-lysine methyltransferase SMYD2-like. Gene Ontology annotation, molecular function: protein binding. NCBI's taxonomy places the organism in Eukaryota, Metazoa, Chordata, Mammalia, Chiroptera, Phyllostomidae. Gene Ontology annotation, cellular component: nucleus. The coding region runs from base 155 to 1204 and encodes 349 amino acids. The transcript is spliced from 10 exons. The record is from RefSeq and is a predicted model, not a curated record.
CAGCCGUUGUGAGCAUCAUCCUGUUUUCCAAAAGGAAACACAUUUCACUUGACCUCAGCCAGGGGGACUUGUUGCAUCCUCUCUUCUCAAACUUCGUUCCAGUAUGUGUGUGUUCAGAAACUUUUUUUAACCUUCCCAGAAAGAAGACUGGCCCAUGCACAAGCUGGAAUGCUCUCCCAUGGUUGUUUUCGGGGAGAGCUGGAGUCCCUCCGAGACCGUGAGGCUCACGGCAAGGAUCCUGGCCAAACAGAAAAGCCACCCGGAGAGGACGCCUUCCGAGAAACUGCUGGCCGUGACGGAGUUCGAAUCCCAUCUGGAUAAACUAGACAACGAGAAGAAGGAUUUGAUUCAGAGUGACAUUUCUGCUCUCCAUCGCUUUUACUCCAAGCACCUCGAGUUCCCCGACAACCAGAGCCUGGUGACACUCUUCGCACAGGUUAACUGCAAUGGCUUCACCAUUGAAGAUGAAGAACUUUCUCAUUUGGGAUCAGCAAUAUUUCCUGACGUCGCCUUGAUGAAUCACAGCUGUUGCCCCAAUGUCAUCGUGACCUACAAGGGGACCCUGGCAGAGGUCAGAGCCGUGCAGGCAAUCAGCCCGGGAGAAGAGGUUUUUACCAGCUACAUCGAUCUCCUGUAUCCCACAGAAGAUAGGAAUGACCGGCUGAGAGAUUCUUAUUUCUUCACCUGCGAGUGCCAGGAGUGUACCACCAAGGACAAGGAUAAGGCCAAGGUGAAAAUCCGGAAGCUCAACGAGCCCCCAAAGGCAGACGCCGUCCGUGACAUGGUCAGGUACGCCCGCAACGUCAUCGAGGAGUUCCGGAGGGCCAAGCACUACAAGUCCCCUAGCGAGCUGCUGGAGAUCUGCGAGCUCAGCCAGGAGAAGAUGAGCUCCGUCUUUGAGGACAGUAACGUGUACAUGUUGCACAUGAUGUACCAGGCCAUGGGCGUCUGCUUGUACAUGCAGGACUGGGAAGGAGCCCUGCGCUACGGACAGAAAAUCAUUAAGCCUUACAGCAAGCAUUACCCACUGUACUCCCUCAACGUGGCCUCCAUGUGGCUGAAGCUGGGAAGACUGUACAUGGGCCUGGAGAACAGAGCGGCCGGGGAGAAAGCCCUGCGGAAGGCCAUGGCGAUCAUGGAAGUGGCCCACGGCAAAGAUCACCCGUACAUCUCCGAGAUCAAACAGGAAAUCGAGCACUGCUGAGCCUGUGCCAACGUGGCGGUGUUACGCGCAUGUGCAGAAGCCCUCCAGUAUUUGAGUGUUUCCAAUUUUGCGUAUCACUCCGCCGUUUCUGCAAACUCAUUGCAGGGAGAACACCAUCUGCACUCAAGCCUUAAACACAGCUCACUUGGCAUUGGUUUUAAUCUUGAACCUUAAGGUCACAUUCAUUUUUGAAUGCUUUUUUUCCCUAAGAGAGAAUGGCAUGGUUUCAUGUACUAUACUUCGGACCGGUUGAGUUUGAAAAAAAUGUUACUAUUUUUCCCUUCAUGCUUAUUAUUAUAACGUUCUGAACAAACCUGAAUGAUGAAAGAGAAUAAAAAAGGUAACAGUGGUUGAA